Molecule: messenger RNA, 384 nt
Organism: Salvia hispanica
Lineage: Eukaryota; Viridiplantae; Streptophyta; Magnoliopsida; Lamiales; Lamiaceae
Source: RefSeq, a predicted model, not a curated record
AUGGCUUACAAGGGGGAAUUUCCAAAUGGUCAAGAAAUUGCAGUGAAAAGAUUGUCAAAAGAUUCUAGGCAGGGCGUUAUGGAAUUCAAGAAUGAAGUUCUCUUAUUGGCUAAGCUUCAGCACAAGAAUUUAGUUAGACUAUUGGACUCGGUCAGGCAUUCGGAUUUGGAUUGGGAUAGAGGCUACAAGAUCAUAGGAGGUAUUGCGAGGGGAAUCCUCUAUUUGCAUGAAGAUUUUUGUCACAAGAUCAUUCAUCGUGAUUUAAAAGCCAGUAAUAUACUUCUAGACAGAGACAUGAGUCCUAAGAUUGCUGAUUUUGGAAUGGCAAGAUUGUUCGGACAAGAUGAAAAAUUGAGAAAUACAAUCAGAGUUGUGGGAACAUAG